AUAAGAAAUCGAUUUGUUAUGUCAUACAGGACGUACUGGCGGGGCACGCGAGGAACUCGGAAAGAGUCUAGUACUCGCUCCUAGCGUGAAAAUAGAAUAAGCAAAGGUACGUACGUAGUAGUCAUGAGCCGACAACAUGAACGUUCGGGCCCGCCAUUGUCCGCCAACCGUGGUACCACAAGCCGAGCGGCAGCGAAGGACGCAGGGUCCCGUGAGGCCCUCGCUUGCCACUCCCGAGGCGUACCGAGCGCUGCUUCUGGCCCGCCGCGUCUGAUGCCCGCGACAUAUUGGCCUCUGCCGACCACGUCCGCGCGCCGUGCGCGCCGGGGCCUGCCCCUUCGUUCGCCAUCGCGUGGACGUGAGGGCGCGCGCAGCUGGGGCAUCUUCUAGCCAUCGGGAUCGUAGCGAUAUCUAGAUUCUAGAGCACUACUUGCCACACAGGCCACACCU
Messenger RNA from Trametes versicolor FP-101664 SS1, 450 nucleotides. RefSeq lists its product as uncharacterized. The coding region runs from base 124 to 390 and encodes 88 amino acids. The transcript has 4 exons. The record is from RefSeq and is a predicted model, not a curated record. Lineage: Eukaryota; Fungi; Basidiomycota; Agaricomycetes; Polyporales; Polyporaceae.